GUCCAUUUGGUGAAUCAAUGAUAAUAGCUAAUGAACUUGUCGAAUUGGAUAAGAAACUGGCAGAAUGGUUACCAGGAACAGGAAAAUGGAGAGUAUGUUGGCGAGGCACUGAACAUGGUUGGGCAGCUCGGACAUUUCACGAGAAAUGCGACGAGAAAAAACCAAGUUUAGUGAUCGUUAAAGUUGUGACGGGUGGUAAAAGUUUGAUCUUUGGUGGCUAUUGUACCGAAACAUGGGCUGGAA
Paramuricea clavata is the source of this 243-nucleotide messenger RNA. Lineage: Eukaryota; Metazoa; Cnidaria; Anthozoa; Malacalcyonacea; Plexauridae. The record is from the annotation of a GenBank genome assembly.